Dentiscutata erythropus is the source of this 124-nucleotide messenger RNA. The record is from the annotation of a GenBank genome assembly. Lineage: Eukaryota; Fungi; Glomeromycota; Glomeromycetes; Diversisporales; Gigasporaceae.
UGAAUUAACAAAUAUAGAGGAAAGUUUUUGCAUAACAGACAAUUAUGAUUUGGAAUCAAUAAUUGAUGAAAUUGACAAUGACGAUGAAAGAGUUUGGUUUAGUUUAACAGAUAUGGAAAAUCUA